AUGGAACAAGACAGAACCAACCAUGUUGAGGGCAACAGAUUAAGUCCAUUCCUGAUACCAUCUCCUUCUGCCAUUUGCCAGUCAGAAUCUCUGGCUAUAAAGCUCCAGAAUGGAAGACCAUUAACUGAGAGACCUUAUUCAGAAGUAAAUGGAGAUACCAAGUGGCAGUCUUUAAAAAGUUAUUAUGGACUACCUCCUCUGAAAGGAAGCCUGAAUAGUUGUAUAAGUCCAGACUUUAUACAAGAAGGUAGGGGGUAUUCCAUGUGUUUGCAGAAUGGAGGAAUAAAACGCACAGUUAGUGAACCUUCUCUGUCUGGGUUCCAUCAGAACAAGAAAUUGAAACAAGACCAAAAGGCUAAUGGAGAAAGAAAUAACUUCGGGGAAAGCCAAGAAAAAAAUCCAGACGAAAGCAGCAGUCAACCAAAUGUCUCCGAUUUGAGUGAUAAGAGAGAACCUGAGAGCUCUGUAGCCCAAGAAGAUGCAAUGAAAGAUUUAGCCAGUUUUUCAACACAUAACUGCAGUGGGUCUAAAAAUGUAGGGCUUCAGAUUCUGAAUGUGCAAGAGAAGAAAAAUGUCAGCUACCAUGACAGGAACAUUGUAUUACUUCUUAAAAACAAGACAGUGCUAAUGCCUAAUGGUGCUACAGUUUCUGCCUCUUCCAUGGAAAACACACAUGGUGAACUCCUGGAAAAAACACUGUCUCAAUAUUAUCCAGAUUGUGUUUCCAUUGCGGUGCAGAAAACCACAUCUCACAUAAAUGCCAUUAACAUGCUGGCUACUAAUGAGUUGUGUGAGAUCACUCAUCCAUCCCAUACCUCAGGGCAGAACAAUUCCCCACAGACCUCGAACUCUGAGCUGCCUCCAGCACCAGCUGCAGUGGUGACUGAGGCCCAUGAUGCUGAUAAUGCUAGUAAACCAUCUGCAGUUCCUGGUACCUGUCCCUUUCAGAAACCAGAACAAAAUCCACAAAAAUCAGUUUUUGAGAUAUGCUCAUCUCCUGCAGAAGAUAGUAACAUCCAAGGAACCACAAAACUAGUAUCUGGUGAAGAAUUCUGUUCAGGUUCCAGCAGCAAUUUUCAAGCUCCUGGUGGCAGCUCUGAACAGUAUUUAAAGCAAAAUGAAAUAAAUGGUGCUUACUUCAAGGAAAGCUCAGUGUUCACUAAGGAUUCCUUUUCUGCCACUACCACACCACCACCAUCACAAUUACUUCUUUCUACCCCACCUCUUCUCCCACAGAUAACUCAGCCUUCUUCCAAAGGAACAAGAACUCUGGAUGAUGGAGUUUUAGAACACCAUAAGUACCCCAACCAAAGUAACACAACUCUUUUAGGGGAAGUGAAAAUAGAAAGUACACCAGAGGCACCACCAUCCCAGAGUCCUAACCGAUCUAAACAUGCAUCCAGUCCCUCUCUAAUUAUUCCAGAAGGGCCUCUGAAUAAUUGUGUCAACAAGAAUGAGAUAUGGACCCCAGGGACAAUGGUGGCUCCAUUGUGUUCUGAGAAAACAAGACAAUUAUCAGAACAUCUCAAGCAUAAUUCACCAAUUUUUGAUAGCAGUGCAGAACAACAGGGCCACUGCCAGCAGUUGAUGGGAUACAAAGAGAUUCUAAAGGAUCAAGACAAGGAACAAGCACGAGAUCUUGAGCACCCAAUACAGUCUUAUCUGAAACCAGGGUGGACUAAAUUGAAAGCCUCUCAAUUUCAUCAAGCAGAAUCCCAUCCAAAAUAUAAGGCAUCACUGCGGUCAGUUCUUCAGCAUGAAUCCAAUCCUUCCAAUCAGAUGACCUCCGAACAAUACACUAGAAAUUCCAACAUGCCUGGGGUGCUCCCAGGGCAAACUUACGUCCAGGAAAUAAUGCAGCCAAAACAGAGGUCACAAAUGUACCAAGUUGAGAUGAAUCAAAUGCAGUCUGUAGGUACUGUGGACCAGCAUCUCCAAUUCCGAAAACCCUCACCACAUAUGCAGUUCUCCAAGACAAACCCUUCAUCUGAAGCUCACGUGCAGUCACUCUGUGCCCCUAGACUUCAUUUCCAAUCAAGACCAGAUCCUCAAACUGAGAAACUCAUGCCUACAUCAUUAAAACAGCACUUGAAUCAACAGGCUUCAAAGACUGAGCCUUUCUCAAACUCACGCCUUUUACAGUAUAAGCCUCAUAAGCAGGCAGCACAAACACAACCAUCCCAGAGUUCACGUCUCCCUCAAAACCAGCAACAACAGCAAAAAUUACAAAUGAAGAAAAAAGAACACAUGCCCCAGGCUUUUUCACAUCCCCAAAGCAACAAUGAUCAGCAAAGAGAAGGAUCAUUCUUUGGCCAGAUUAAAGUGGAAGAAUGUUUUCAGGGUAAAAAUCAGUAUUUAAAAUCAAGUGAGUUCCAGACUCAUAACCCUCAAAUGGGACUGGAGCAAGGGCAGAAUAUGAAUAGUAGAAAUUCCUCUUAUGGUCAUAUGCUGAAAUCAAAUGCAAGCAAUGUACAUCUUUCUUGUGCAAACAGUACACACCUAGUUCCAGAGAAGAAAGCGCAGACCAUAAAUUCUGAACUUUUGGUAGGAAACAAGACUCAAAACUUGCACCAUAUGCAAUAUUUUCCAAAUAAUGUGACCCCAAAGCAGGAGGUUUUUCAUAGGUGCUUUCAACAACAGGAGCAGAAGCCACAACAAGCUUCAGCUCUACAAGGACAUAAGAGUAGAAACCAAGAUAUGUCUAGUCAACAAGCUGCACAACUCACUCAACAAAGGUACUUGAUGCAUAACCAAGCAAAUGCUUUCUCUGUGCCUGACCAGGGAGGAAGUCACAUUCAGAACCCUCCCCAGAAGUCACAUUCAGAACCCUCCCCAGUCCAUCAAAAGUAUACUGCUCUAAGGUGGCAUCUCUUACAGAGACAAGAACAGCAGAAAACACAACAAUCACAAACUGAGACUUGCCAUAAUCAGAUGCAUAGGCCCAUUAAAGUUGAACCUGGGUCCAAGCCCCAUGCGUGUAUGCACCCCAUGUCAGCACAGCCAGAAAACAAAAUGUGGAAAAAGGUAACAAAGCAAGAUAUUCCACCUCUGAGCUGUGAUAAUGUGCAGCAAAAGAGCAUCAUUGAGACUAUGGAGCAGCAUCUGAAGCAGUUUCAGGUCAAAUCAUUGUUUGACCAUAAGGCUCCUACACACAGGUCACAAAAGCAAGUAAAAGUUGAAAUGUCAGGGCCAGUCACGGUGUUAACUAGACACACCACGGCUGCAGAACUUGAUAGUCACACCCCAGCUUUAGAGCAGCAAGCAACUCCUUCUUCAGAAAAGACACCGACCAAAAGAACAGCUGGUUCUGUUCUCAAUAAUUUUUUAGAAUCACCUUCCAAAUUACUAGAUACGCCUAUAAAAAAUUUAUUGGAUACACCUGUCAAGACUCAAUAUGAUUUCCCAUCAUGCAGAUGUGUAGAGCAAAUUAUUGAAAAAGAUGAAGGUCCUUUUUAUACCCAUCUAGGAGCAGGUCCUAAUGUGGCAGCUAUUAGAGAAAUCAUGGAAGAAAGGUUUGGACAGAAGGGUAAAGCUAUUAGGAUUGAAAGAGUGGUCUAUACUGGUAAAGAAGGCAAAAGUUCUCAGGGAUGUCCUAUUGCUAAAUGGGUGGUUCGGAGAAGCUGCAGUGAGGAGAAGCUGCUGUGUUUGGUACGGGAGCGAGCAGGCCACACCUGUGAGGCUGCAGUGAUUGUGAUUCUCAUCUUGGUUUGGGAAGGAAUCCCACUGUCUCUGGCUGACAAACUCUACUUGGAGCUCACUGACACGCUGAGAAAAUAUGGCACGCUCACCAAUCGUCGGUGUGCCCUGAAUGAAGAGAGAACCUGUGCCUGUCAAGGGCUGGACCCAGAGACCUGCGGUGCUUCUUUUUCUUUUGGUUGUUCCUGGAGCAUGUACUACAAUGGUUGUAAGUUUGCCAGAAGCAAGAUCCCAAGGAAAUUUAAACUGCUUGGAGAUGACCCGAAAGAGGAAGAAAAACUAGAGUCUCAUUUGCAAAACCUGUCUACACUUAUGGCACCAACAUACAAGAAACUUGCACCUGAUGCAUAUGAUAAUCAGAUUGAAUAUGAAGACAGAGCACCAGAGUGCCGUCUGGGUCUGAAGGAAGGCCGUCCAUUUUCAGGGGUCACUGCGUGUCUGGACUUCUGUGCUCAUGCCCAUAGAGACUUGCACAACAUGCAGAAUGGUAGCACCUUGGUAUGCACCCUUACUAGAGAAGACAAUCGGGAAAUUGGUGGAAAACCUGAGGAUGAGCAGCUCCAUGUUCUGCCUCUAUACAAAGUCUCUGACAUGGAUGAGUUUGGGAGUGUAGAAGCUCAGGAGGAGAAAAAACGAAAUGGUGCCAUUCAGGUACUGAGCUCUUUUCGGCGGAAAGUAAGAAUGUUAGCAGAGCCAGUCAAGACGUGCCGGCAAAGGAAACUAGAAGCCAAGAAAGCUGCAGCUGAGAAGCUUUCAUCUCAGGAGAACAGCUCCAAUAAGAAUGAAAAGGAAAAAUCAGCCUCUUCACGUACAAAGCAGACUGAAAAUGUGAACCAGGCUAAACAGUUGACAGAACUUUUACGACUUUCAGGACCAGUCAUUCAGCAGUCCCAGCAGCCCCAGUCACAGCCCCAGCAAUCACAAAAGCAGCUCCAACAGCCACAGAAGCAGCCACAACAGCCACAGCAGCCACCACAACCCCAACAGCCGCAGCAACCCCAGCAACAGCCACAGCGAAUGCAUCAGCAGCAGCCACAUCACCCCUUGACUGAUCACCCUCAGUCAGAAUCUAUCAACUCUUACUCUUCUUCUGGACCCACCAGUCUAUAUAUGAGACAGCCCAAUCCAGUCAGUCCUUAUCCAAGUUCUUCACACACUUCAGAUAUUUAUGGAGGUGCCAACCCAAUGAACCUCUACUCCACCUCAUCCCAAACUGCAGGAUCAUAUUUUAAUUCUUCCAAUCCCGUGAACUCCUAUCCUGGGCUUUUGAAUCAGAACAACCAAUAUCCAUCAUAUCAGUGCAAUGGUAAUGUAUCAAUGGACAACUGUGCCCCAUAUCUGGGUUCCUAUUCUCCUCAGUCUCAGCCCAUGGAUUUGUAUAGAUAUCCAAACCAAGACCCUCUCUCUAAACUAAACCUACCACCCAUCCAUACAUUAUACCAGCAAGGGUUUGGAAAUAGUCAGAGUUUUUCUUCCAAGUACUUAGGAUAUGGAAACCAAAAUAUGCACGGAGAUGCCUUCACCAGUUGUACUAUUCGACCAAAUGUACACCAUGUAGGGACAUUUCCUCCUUAUUCUACUCAUGAGAUGGAUGGCCACUUCAUUGAAGCCCCCUCUAGAUUACCACCCAAUUUGACCAACCCAAGCAUAGACUAUAAAAAUGGUGAACAUCAUCCAUCGUCUCAUAUCAUCCAUAAUUAUAGUGCAGCUCCAGGCAUGUUCAGUAGCUCUCUCCAUGCUCUACAUCUCCAAAACAAAGAGAAUGACAUGCUUUCCCACACAGCUAAUGGAUUGUUGAAGAUGCUUACCCAUGAGAGAGCUGCUUCUGCCCAAGAAGGUUUACACAAGUCAAACGAUGCUGGCAUUCAGGAAAAGCCGCCUUCAGUAGCAGUCCUGGGUGUGGCGUCUGCUGCAGAGGACAAUGAUGAGGUGUGGUCAGACAGUGAGCAGAGCUUUCUGGAUCCUGACAUUGGGGGAGUGGCUGUGGCUCCAACUCAUGGGUCAAUCCUUAUCGAGUGUGCGAAGCGCGAGCUGCAUGCCACAACCCCUUUAAAGAAUCCCAAUAGGAACCACCCCACCAGGAUCUCACUUGUUUUUUACCAGCAUAAGAGCCUGAAUGAGCCCAAACAUGGCUUAGCUCUUUGGGAAGCCAAAAUGGCUGAAAAAGCCCGUGAGAAAGAAGAAGAGUGUGAAAAGUAUGGCCCAGACUACGUGCCUCAGAAAUCCCAUGGCAAAAAAGUGAAACGGGAGCCCACUGAGCCGCAUGAACCUUCAGAACCCACUUACCUGCGCUUCAUCAAGUCCCUUACUGAAAGGACCAUGUCCGCGACCACAGACUCCACAGUAACUACAUCUCCAUAUGCCUUCACUCGGGUCACAGGGCCUUACAACAGAUAUAUAUAA
Messenger RNA from Orycteropus afer afer, 6099 nucleotides. RefSeq names its product tet methylcytosine dioxygenase 2 (gene TET2). Bases 1 to 6099 code for a protein of 2032 amino acids. NCBI's taxonomy places the organism in Eukaryota, Metazoa, Chordata, Mammalia, Tubulidentata, Orycteropodidae. Gene Ontology annotation, biological process: positive regulation of transcription by RNA polymerase II; myeloid cell differentiation; oxidative demethylation. Gene Ontology annotation, cellular component: nucleus. Gene Ontology annotation, molecular function: DNA 5-methylcytosine dioxygenase activity. The record is from RefSeq and is a predicted model, not a curated record. The transcript is spliced from 9 exons.